Messenger RNA from Bipolaris oryzae ATCC 44560, 195 nucleotides. RefSeq lists its product as uncharacterized. NCBI's taxonomy places the organism in Eukaryota, Fungi, Ascomycota, Dothideomycetes, Pleosporales, Pleosporaceae. Bases 1 to 195 code for a protein of 64 amino acids. The record is from RefSeq and is a predicted model, not a curated record. The transcript has a single exon.
AUGGCAAUCACUCCGAAGAUUCAAAAAAAUCCCUCCUUCCCUCUUCCGCUCAAUGACAUCCCUGUACCUUCGCCCCUGGACCCCGAAACGACGAAGGCAACUUUCUGGCCUGAGCCCGUACCUCUUCAAUCUCCUGGCGCCGGCGGUACAGCAAUGCCCCAUUCUUGUCUAACCUUGCCGUCAGUUAAUGCCUAG